This is a messenger RNA of Penicillium verrucosum, 1170 nucleotides long. RefSeq names its product SGNH/GDSL hydrolase family protein. NCBI's taxonomy places the organism in Eukaryota, Fungi, Ascomycota, Eurotiomycetes, Eurotiales, Aspergillaceae. Gene Ontology annotation, molecular function: hydrolase activity, acting on ester bonds. The transcript is spliced from 4 exons. The record is from RefSeq and is a predicted model, not a curated record. Bases 1 to 1170 code for a protein of 389 amino acids.
AUGCCUCAGUUGGUCGAGCCCGCUAACUUACCCCCCGUUCCAUUCAAUGGAUCCACUACUGUGUUCAGUAAUACUACCAUUCGUCAAACCCUCCAGGUCUCACUAGCAGCACAAGAGAUCCGUAUUCGACUCAGUAAUACAUUUGGGCCGAACGAGCUCAAGGUCACCAACGUGACUAUCAGUCUACCAGCGAGCCAGCAGGUGGGAGUUAGUGGUCUACAGACAGAGACAUUGAAAACCGUGUUCUUCAAUGGAGGCCCAGAUGUGGACAUCCCAAGCGGUGGUCUGGUCGUGUCUGACCCAAUAAAGUUCCCUGUUAAGGCUCAAUCGGCUCUCAUGAUCAACAUAUAUCUCGCAGAGGGACAACAAGGCUUCUCUAUUACUGGCCACCCUGGAAGUAGAACGACUUCAUAUCUCGCUUUUGGGGAUUGGACUGGCGCAGAGAACCUCACAGACUUAUCUGUUCAAAGCACGGACCAUUGGUACUUUAUCAGUGGAGUGGAGGCUUGGCUCCCUUCGCAGUCUAGUGGCUUCGUUAUCAUUGGCGAUAGUAUCACCGAUGGGCGAGGGAGCACUACAAAUGGCAAUGAUCGUUGGCCGGAUCUGUUACUAGCAAGAAUGGAAAAACAUGAACAGACAUCAAAUAUCGCCAUUCUCAACCAAGCUGCCGGGGGAAACCGUAUUCUACAAGAUAGCCUCGGUCCGAAUGUGAUCAGCCGUCUUGACCGGGACGUCCUAGCACAAUCAGGAGUGCAAUAUGCCAUGAUCUUCGAAGGCGUCAAUGAUAUUGGCGUUGCUGAUAGCAAUGCAGCCACGCAGGCGGAAAUUGAGAAGAACCUUGUGGCGGCAUAUGAACAGAUCGCGGUACGGGUGCAUGCCUUGGGUAUUCCGGUAUUUGGAGCUACUAUCACGCCAUUUGGGUCGUCGGCGACCUCCGACUAUGUGCAGACUUACUCAAGUACCGAGCGGGAGAGGACUCGUCAACGAAUUAAUGAAUUUAUCCGGCAAAGUGGCGUAUUUGAUGCGGUACUGGACUUUGACCGGGUAUUGAGGGACCCGGACGCGCCGUCUCAGUUGCUGGAAGAGUAUGAUUCAGGAGACCAUCUUCAUCCCAAUGUGGCCGGGUAUCAAGCAUUGGCUGAUUAUUUCCCCCUCGGGGUAUUCGAGUGA